AUUUAAGUGGGCUUUAGUCUAUGAACUAUCAGCUGUUAUUCCUAGUUUCUGUAGAACAUGUUUAAAGUGCUGAUAUUUCUACUACUGCAGCAAGUUGCAGCAGCAGAAGCUAAAGUGAGUGCUGCUUGGUCAGUGACUUUUGAAAAUCCAGAUUACUGUGCUUUGGAGGGGACUUCAGUGGAGUUCAAGUGUUCAUAUCACUACCCAGAAGAUGAAUCUGUCAGAGAGACUGGAUGGUGCAAAGGACUGCUCCAAAAUGGGACGUGGAAACGUGUUAAGCUUUCAACUCUAUUAACGUACAAAAAUCGAUUUAAAUAUCAGGGUGACCAUACAAAGAACUGCAGCCUGGUCCUUCAAGACGUGCAGGAGAGCGAUGCUGGAUAUUACUACUUCUGGUUUGACACUAAUAAGUUUGGACGGAACAGUAAGCAGUCAGUUCUUCUCUCUGUCAUAGGAUCAUCAGGGCUGAAAGCCAGCAUACACCCCAGGAGAGUAAACGCCGGAGAUAAUGUGACCCUUCAAUGUAGCACAAAGUGCCAAAACCCCAGAAUAGUCUGGUUCAGAGAUGGACGCAGAGUGACAGAAACAACGUUUAGGGCUCAGAAAGAAGAUGCUGGAAACUAUUCAUGUACUGUUGAAGGACUAAAACCACUGCUAUCAUCGGAUCCUGUGGCUCUGGAAGUUUGGUAUGCUCCAAUAAAUGUGUCCAUUGAGGUGAAUCGUUCUAACCCUUUGUUGGUGGGAAGCAGUGUAAAUUUGACCUGCAAGAGUGCUGCUAACCCUGCAGCAGAUACCUACACAUGGUGGUACAGGAGUAACGCUUCCAACCCCAGCUCUGAUCUCCAGGUGGGUUUGGGGCGGGUCCUGAGCAUUUCCUCUUUGGAGCUGACCCAAACUGGAAUGUACAUCUGCCAGGCCCAGAACCAUGUGGGACAAAGCCGUUCGGCUGAAGUGCUGUUGACUGUGGAAGACACAGUUCAUCCAUUGAUUGUCCUUGGGAUUGGAAUCAAGGUAAUUUUUCUGCUCACGCUGCCAUUGGUUAUCAUCUGGGCUUGGAAACACCGGUCUUGUUCUGAAGAAGACAAAGAGAAAACCAGCAAUGAUUAUGAAAAUGUAAUGUUUGGGUGAGCUCUUGGAAUGAGGGAGGAAACCGAACACAGGAAUCAUAAAAACGUUGUUGUACCAAGUUUUAACACAUGAACAGAACAGGCUUUCAAAACAGAACUAACCAUUUACAGUCUCAAUGUACAUUUCCUUUUUUUGUGAUGUCUAACACUGAUUUUCCAUGUAGAGUAGAUGAUUGCUGUUUCAAAUAGUAUUGAUGGUUUUUAUUCUAUUUUUAAAUUGAAUUUAAAUAUUGGUUUUGUGUUACAUUCAGUGGGGGAAAUGUGUCAGACACUUUGCAGCAGCAGCUUUCAACCAUCUACUGACUGUUUAAAAAACCAACACUGCCCCCUAGAGUUUGAAUUUCAUAUCUGCAUGCUCAGAAGAACAUACAAUUAGUGUUUUUAUUUUUUCAUUUAUUUUUUUUUACCUAAAACCAAACAUUAUCUGUUCUUGGUAGAAAUUGCCCUUUAAUGGUUUGGAUUAACCCCACUUGGGAUUAAGCAUGUCAGAAAAUGUAUAGUGACUGAAAUACUGUAAUAUAGCUUUAUAAGCUUAGUGAUUUUAAGCCAAAAUGCCAAUACUUUUAAUUUGUUCAUUAU
This is a messenger RNA of Cyprinodon variegatus (sheepshead minnow), 1706 nucleotides long. Its product is annotated as B-cell receptor CD22-like. The transcript has 7 exons. The record is from RefSeq and is a predicted model, not a curated record. Bases 58 to 1128 code for a protein of 356 amino acids. NCBI's taxonomy places the organism in Eukaryota, Metazoa, Chordata, Actinopteri, Cyprinodontiformes, Cyprinodontidae.